AUGAUUGUACGUAUUCAAGGCCGCGAUAGGAUAAUGAGUAUUGAAAUUGAAGAGAAUUCGACAAUUGAGCGCUUGAAGGAGAUAAUCAAUGAACGCACCAAAAGUAUCUGUACGCGGCUGGUUUUGGCCGGUGCCGAGUUAAAUAGCGGAACUUUACUGGCCAAUGGGAUUGGUAAUGGUGAUAUGCUGCAAGCCACUUAUGACGUAGUCCGAGUUGAUAAGGCCGAAGAUUCGCCAAGUACGGGCAACACGGGAGGCAAGCGAGAGUGUCGACACGGUCCUAGUGGAAUGUGUGCUGACUGUGCCCCUGAGGAUUCUUGGCUUUCUUCUUCUUUUGAUAAGCGGCGGUUUAUUUCACAAGGCGCGUACGAAGAGUACUUGGCCAGUCAAGGCAAGGAACUAGUUUUAGAAAGUCACUUGCCUCCGGCUUGUCGCAACCAUCCUGCUUCUGGGCGGUGCCACUUGUGCCUGCCUAAGGAGAUUGUUUUGGGCCGACAAACGUUCCGACCUGUUGAUCAUAUUGAGAUUGAUGACCGCUCGAUUUUAGAGCGGCUAAUUCAUGAAAGAAGAGCUACUGGCGGCCAAACGGUUUAUUUACUAGUUGGGCGGUACAGUGAGUAUGCGGCCGUAAGUAAGGGGGUGAAGGCUGAAGUCUUUGCUGCUCUACCGGUUGAGCAUACGGGUCUGAUCAACGGAGUAGUGCUUAAUCCAGCGGAUAAGACGUUGCAAGGCACAGACGAGAGUUUAAAGAAAGUACUAGAUAUGCUGGGUAUGGAGAUAGUCGGUAUGGCGUAUACCCGGAUCUUGCCUGAGCCGCAGUUGUUUGUUAGUUCGAUGGAGGUCCUUUUUGUGGCAGAGAUGCAGCGCCGGUUUCCUUAUAUAGUAUCUGGUCAGAAUAAAGGAUCGCGUUUUGUAACUCUAGUGAUUGCGGGUACGGAGACCUCUUCUGAAACAAUUGAGAUCUGUGGGACGAACUUAGCGAUUGAGUUAUUACAGGACGGUUUGUUGUUUGCAGCUGCUAAUCCGCGCGAAGUUAAAGUGGCACCAGCCACAGCUGUUUGGACGGGUAAGGAGGGAACUAAACACGGUCAUGAGAUUCCAGUUGAGUACUUGGUGGUGCGGCCAACCCACGGACUAACGGCCGGCGAGGGAUUAUUUGCCGUGCCUUCGGGAAUGACUGGGUUUAAGCGGGGUAGCGGAUUAAGUGGAGUAAAGAAGCACUUGCAGAAGCGCUUAACUGAAGAGUCGGUCCAGGGGCUUAGUUUAGGAGCCUUUGCAGAUCUGGGACUCUUAUUAGAACUAGCGGACUUAGAACUGUUACCGGAUGGCUUGGCAGCAGCUGUACUGGCUCGGGAUGGCGCUGCUUUUAAUCAGGACGUAUUAGAAGGAAAGUAUCCAGGACUGGUUGAUCUGGCUAAGGAUUGUAAGCUUGCCAGUGGCUGGGGGUGUCAGGCCUGUACGUUUCAGAAUACAGGCAAUGCCGCAGAGUGCGAUAUGUGCGGUCUGCCCAGGAGUUGCUAA
Molecule: messenger RNA, 1521 nt
Organism: Nematocida homosporus
Lineage: Eukaryota; Fungi; Microsporidia
Product: nuclear protein localization protein 4
Exons: 1
Coding region: 1-1521 (506 amino acids)
Biological process (GO): ubiquitin-dependent protein catabolic process
Cellular component (GO): nucleus
Molecular function (GO): ubiquitin binding; ubiquitin protein ligase binding
Source: RefSeq, a predicted model, not a curated record